AGAGAGCAGUUUCUGCAAACUUUAAAAGCUGACAUAGUGUGUUCAGAAAUUAGAGCCCAACAAAGUGCACCAGAGGGAUUUACUUCCGAAGUUCACGUCAACAUUUUGAGUCUAAUAAGAACAGGAGGGCUGUUUAUCAGCUGUUCACUGGACAUCUGUGUACAGAAUGACUACCACCAUGGAGAAAUCCAAAAACUUUCGCAUUGAUGCCCUGCUGGCGCACGACGUGGAACAGAGGACGGACAGCGACGGUGCUUCCCCGGGGUUUUGUUACAGCAGGAGCCCCGGCGACAGUCCGGUGUCAAACCGCGGCUCUGAGACGCCCUCCCCUCAUCCAAACUCAACGAACUCCUCGCCAGUCCCGUCGGGAGUCCUGCCCAAAUCCCAGCUCUUCAAUUUAUCCCAGUCAGGAUUCACAGCUCUGCACCAAGGGGGUCUCAUCGGAAUGCACCCCGGCUCCGUGUAUCCUCUGGCGGCCCUCGGAGGCCAGCACCCCACCUUCAUGUAUCCCGGCUUCACGCAGCUGGUCCAGCCGUACCCGGAGCAGCUGAAGGGAGCGACCAUGACCGGAAGUCUUCCGCUGGAGCAUUGGAUCAGAGCCGGGCUGAUGAUACCCAGAUUUGGCGAAUAUGGAGCUCCGGCCCAGGCAGGUUUGUUGGGGAAGUGUCGGAGGCCCAGGACAGCUUUCACCAGUCAGCAGCUGCUGGAAUUAGAAAACCAGUUCAAGCUCAACAAGUACCUGUCGAGGCCUAAACGCUUUGAGGUGGCUACUUCUCUAAUGCUGACCGAAACUCAGGUUAAGAUCUGGUUCCAGAACAGACGUAUGAAGUGGAAGAGAAGUCGCAAAGCCAAGGAACAAGCAGCCCUGACUUCCCCUCUGACUGAUACAGAAAGAAAUGGGAUGGAUAUACACAGUGCCAAGUCUCAGGGUGACUCACACAGCUCAAGCCUAGAGGAUGAAGAGGAGUUGGAAGGGGAGGAUGAGGAUGAAAAAGAGGAGGCAGAGGUGCUGAGGGCAAGUUCUUUAGGUUCUGUUGGCUUCAUGAGGCAUGCUGUAGGAGGAACAGGGAACUCUUAUAGCUCUUAUUCAGAGGAGGAGCUGGAAGAGGGAGGAUCGAGAACGAGAAGCGGGGUUUUUCCAUAGUUAUAAAAUUCUGCAUGCUUUUAUUGUGUGGCCCUUUAUGUUUAUUACUCCUGAGAAGACAAUACACAGUGCAAUCAAGAGCACAAACAUGGUGCCAUGGAAAGGAUCAUUCAUUAUUCACAGCCCAACCCAUAGUGCCAUAUCUGUAUCCAGAGCUCUCAAAAUAGCAAAGAGGGAUAUUUACAUCUACACCUCGGUCUGGAAAUGAAAAGCAGGAUAAUGCCAUUUGUGUGUAUCUGGUCAUUUAAUGGUUUAAUGGCCAGUAAUCUGUGAGUUAUGACUUACUUCAGAAUUAAUUCUGUUUAUAACGGGCAUUUUUUGUGCAUGAUUUAUUUGUGUUUUAAACAGUACAAACAAAAAUCUGCAAUAAAGUAACUAAUACAUGAAUGUACAUGUACUA
Toxotes jaculatrix (banded archerfish) is the source of this 1544-nucleotide messenger RNA. RefSeq names its product motor neuron and pancreas homeobox protein 1-like. Gene Ontology annotation, molecular function: DNA-binding transcription factor activity, RNA polymerase II-specific; sequence-specific double-stranded DNA binding. The transcript has 3 exons. NCBI's taxonomy places the organism in Eukaryota, Metazoa, Chordata, Actinopteri, Toxotidae. Gene Ontology annotation, biological process: neuron projection morphogenesis; spinal cord motor neuron cell fate specification; central nervous system development. The coding region runs from base 167 to 1144 and encodes 325 amino acids. Gene Ontology annotation, cellular component: nucleus. The record is from RefSeq and is a predicted model, not a curated record.